UUCAUGCAGUGCGACAUCUCCUUCGCAUAGAGUUGAUCACGGUGUUGAUGGCCUGUGGAAUGUUGUCCCACUCCUCUUCAAUUGGCGGACCUGGAACAUUCUGUCCUACACGUUGACCCAGAGCUUCCCGAAAAAUGUUCAAUGGGUGAAGUGCCUGCAGUGGGAUGUCACCAUGGAGGACAACACAAGACUCCUACAGCUACCAAAACAACAGCUAUGUUACCUUGUGGAUGUCGGCCAUCUUGACUGGGGCUGUGGGUCGUGUUUGUGAUGCCAGGCCUGAAAGUGCCCUUUCAGCUCAAGACGUAUCUAUCACGAUACAACAGCGUGACUGUAUUUUUGGCCCCCGCAGUGAUGGAAGUUCUAGAGGAGAAGCUGCUGAAAGAGCUUUCUGAGGAUGCCAUGGUGGUUGUUUGUCGCUUCUCCUUCCCUCAUUGGCCACACACCUGCUCCAAGGGGGCGGGGUUAGACCAGGUGUGGGCCUAUGUUGUCACCACUGUCCACAAGCCCUAUCCUUCGGUGUCUCAAUAGGUUACAGUCAUAUACAUUUCAUUCGGUUACAUAAAUACUUUUCCUUAGAGCAAAUGGCAAUAUGCUCAUUGCCCCUCUGCAUGGUAAGCAAUGGUGUGCAAGAAAACUUCUUAACAAAUGUUCCAUGUCAUUUCAUUGGCCCCACAUAAUAUUUUGUACAAUGUGCAAGUUGAAUUAAAAAAGACCAUGCUGGCUAUUGC
This is a messenger RNA of Oncorhynchus tshawytscha (Chinook salmon), 731 nucleotides long. RefSeq names its product ATP synthase subunit C lysine N-methyltransferase-like. NCBI's taxonomy places the organism in Eukaryota, Metazoa, Chordata, Actinopteri, Salmoniformes, Salmonidae. The transcript is spliced from 4 exons. Gene Ontology annotation, cellular component: mitochondrion. Gene Ontology annotation, molecular function: protein-lysine N-methyltransferase activity. Bases 271 to 531 code for a protein of 86 amino acids. Gene Ontology annotation, biological process: regulation of mitochondrial ATP synthesis coupled proton transport; peptidyl-lysine trimethylation; positive regulation of proton-transporting ATP synthase activity, rotational mechanism. The record is from RefSeq and is a predicted model, not a curated record.